GGUGCGUUUAGUUUUUUUCCGUUGCCUUGGGUAACGGCCGGUUUCUCUUCCAAGUGUUUUUUUCCAUGUGUUUCAUGGAAUUAUGCCGCAUAAGGCGGAUGUUUAACCCCGCUCCCAGUUUGUUUUCUCGCGCAGACGAAAGCUGCGAGGAUCGACAACUGCUGCUUACCAUGUUCAAGGAAAUAGAGUCAGAGACUGGUGCGCGCUUGUACGACAAAGCUGAAGAGGCGGGAGGGGGUGCUCCGGGGGUGGAAGUGUUGCCCCCGCUCCUUUUCCCGCCCGGCAAGAGCGGCGUCAAACAUCGUGGCAACAACAAGACGACCGCGUCCAGCUUCCCGAAGGCCCUGCAAAACCUCUUGGAGGACCCUUCGAUUGCAAAGGUCGGCGUCAACAUCAAUUCGGACGCGACGUAUCUAGAGCAGGACUACGGGGUCGAAGUGGCGAACACGGUGGACUUGCGAACUUGCGCAAGACAGAGCUGGGUGGAGACCCCGUGUCGUUCACUGGCGGGUAUGACGUCUCACUUGCUUGGGAGACAGUUGCCCAAGGAUCCGGUCGUCCGCUUGUCUCGCUGGAGUGCUCCCCUCGCUGACAAGCAAGUGCAGUAUGCCUGCUUGGAUGCUUACGCGUCCGUUCUUGUUUAUCAGGAGGUGGCGAAGUUUCAGGAUCCUAUUCUUUUCCCUCCUCCGGUGGAGCUGCAACCCGGAACAAAGGUAGAGCAGGCCCUUGUCGGCAAGGGAAUGACACCAGAAGCCGUUGUUGAGUACAAGGACAAGAACUGGACGUUCUUCGUUCGGAAUUGUCGGCGGCUGGUGCCGGAGGAGAAACGAUUGCUCGAGCGCUUCAAUGCAACCGUUGUCGAUGCUCUAGGCCUCGAUGCGCCACGGCGUUGAAAAAACUUAUAGGGGUGAAAACUGGGAACAUCCCUCAGGGGUACCCCAAACGGUUAAAGGGUUCGUAGGAGGUACAGAGGAUUCGCACCCCCGUUUUAUGAACGCGAUAGAUAUUGGAUCCCUCCUAGGGUGAAUGUCAGAACCCUCGCUUCACCAUCGCCUCGUAUGCCUGCGUGGGAGAGCAUCCUUGGCAACAUUUCUCAACAGAUUUUCUCUCAACCCACGAAAAACGAGCACAGCACCUAACCAGACGUUACCCACGAAUCUUUCACGAGGAGCAUGCGUGCAGCAAAUGCCCCCCCCGGAUCUGUAUGGACUCAACGAGCGAUUUAAGGUCGGCCUUCCGGAAAAAUCGAAAAAAUCACCGAGAUUUCCCAUUUUUCGUGAGAUUCGUGACGUGCCCCCCUUCCGGAAAAACGCCGCAGCGGCCAAAAACACUCAAUUUCACGUAACAUGCUUCAAACUUAUCGGAACUACUUCUCUUAUGGCGGUAUUGAGUUUCUUCGCUUGGCGGUCAGUAAUUUGUUUCGUGUAUAUGUACCCUGGUUUCUUUCCCGGCCUUCUCCAUGCACUUGCCCUACAAGGGUUAUCAUCGCUACCUUCGCAGGCUGCUCUCAACUUACUGCGCGUCUCCUUCACUGGCUCACUCCGUUCUUCUCGAGUUCAACUACCGUUGGAAUGUUGGGAUGGCUGUGAAGAACCGCGGCCUACCAAGGGAGGUUGGGGAGUUCUUCGAUCAAUUCGAGAUUUAGAUAAUUCAACGAGAGACUGCUAGCUGGUACCCAGACAGCCCCUUGUUUCCUGAAUGGGUCUCUGCGCUUGACGCAGCAGACACUGGUGAGCAGAGCGGCCUUUCUGAGAGCCUGUGGGGGCCUGCCAGUGGUGGGGACGUACCGAGCGAGCCUAGCGAUCUUGUUGACGAGCAAGGGUUGGCCCAAAACGCCGUACCAAUGCCAAAGCUCACGCAUUCUGCGAAGUACGCUCAAAUGAUGCAUGCCGGCAUGCCGGUCACGCCCGUUCAUACUGGAGCAGAGAAACGGAAAUUUGCGAGCGAGCUGAACAGCCAACUCUAUAUGCCGGGGCAGCCAAAGGGGAGGAAUCAGAACUACCAAAACAUCAACUUUGAUGCCUGGGCCGUAGCAUGGAACCAGCAUUGUGCCAAGAUCGAGUCUGGUCUUGUGGAGUUUGAAGCAGUGUAUCGUAAAACCUCAGGUCAGCUGCAGUCGUACCACCAAAAGUUCCUUGAACGUGCUAACGCUCAAUUUACGAUGUUGCCUUUGCGCAAUCAGCAUUCAGCGCUGCGUGUGCACCUACAGGAAGGUGAAGAGGGUGCGGCUUUUGGUGAUUUAGUCGGUGUCAGUGUCCCCCUUGCUGUUCCACGGAGUGUGGUCGUUGCAGGAGGGGGUGCUGCGGGUGGGGAAGACUUGAGGGAAGAUGAUUCAGAGAUGGUGGACGUUGGUGAUGACGAUGAGGAUGGCAUUGGUGGUGGCGGCUUUGACGUUGGUGGAGGUGGGAUUGAGGUACAAACCCAAGCAAAGGGGAAGAAACGCAAGGGGCCCCCGCGGGAGCCGCAGAUUUGCACAACUUGCGGCCACCGCAAACAGCAAGGCUCGAACAAGAGCGCGCACGCUAACCCGCGAAACAAGUUGGGGAGCCCGCCUUGCAGUGUGCCACCAGGAGAGCGUCGGCCGGAGAGUGAGAGAACAGGAAGGCUUCAGCGGGGGCAGAAGUUGUUCGGCCGGUGUGAUUGUGCGAAGUGUUGCUCAGCGGAUGGUUGAAAAUAUGGUGCGUGUGUGUUUGGGUUUCGGUAUGGCAUUUAGUACCAGUAGUGAGUAAGUGCACAAUGAAGUGUGUGACGGUAUUGUCCGGGAUAUUAGGGCGAAGUGCCGAACACCAUU
Ectocarpus sp. CCAP 1310/34 is the source of this 2791-nucleotide messenger RNA. Lineage: Eukaryota; Phaeophyceae; Ectocarpales; Ectocarpaceae. The record is from the annotation of a GenBank genome assembly.